UACGCGGUUGAGGGGUGAUUAUGACGGUGGCUUAGGAGCAUUCUCUUGGCUGUCCUUCGUGGGCAGAGGGGAGCUCUGCCCUAGAGCUGGGUCCCGCCUUCACGCUGAGGAGGCCUCAUUCCUGAGAUCCGGCCUCACCUGAUAGGCCCAGAGUUGUAAGAAAUUGGAUGUGGAAGUUCUUCCCAUGAUUGGCUUGCUGUAACACGUCUAUAGUUUCCUGAUUGGAUUUCAUAUCCUAUAAUUAUGGACUUGUUUAUGUGACCUUCCAAGCCCUUCACAAAUCAACUGGCCAGUCUUCUCAUUUUCCUGAAGAUUAAUUAGUUACACUGGAUAUGCUGCUGUACAUUAUUUUGGGAUUGCUCGUACAUUUUGUGUUCUUCGCCUCCAUCUUUGACAUUUAUUUUACAUCUCCUUUGGUUCAUGGAAUGACCCCUCAGUUUACGCCAUUGCCUCCCCCAGCAAAAAGAUUAGUGCUGUUUGUUGCUGAUGGCCUGCGAGCAGAUAAACUUUAUGAAUUAGAUGAAAAUGGAAAUCCUAGGGCACCAUUUAUUAGGAACAUCAUAAUGAAUGAGGGCAGCUGGGGGAUAUCGCAUACGCGUGUGCCAACUGAGUCUCGGCCAGGCCACGUAGCCCUGAUAGCAGGGUUUUAUGAAGAUGUCAGUGCAGUUGCCAAAGGAUGGAAGGAAAAUCCUGUAGAAUUUGAUUCUCUUAUUAAUGAAACCAAGUACACAUGGAGCUGGGGAAGCGCAGAUAUCUUGGCUAUGUUUGCCAAAGGUGCUAGUGGAAACCAUGUUUAUACAUAUAGUUAUGAUGCUGAAAGUGAGGAUUUUGGUGCCCAGGAUGUAGCAAAACUGGACACUUGGGUUUUUGAUAAUAUGAAGGAAUUCUUUCAUGCUGCCAGAAACAACCAAUCUUUGUUUUCUAAACUAAAUGAAGAAAAAAUAGUUUUUUUCUUACAUUUAUUAGGAAUAGAUACAAAUGGACAUGCUCACCGACCAUCAUCGAGGGAAUAUAUGGACAACAUUAAAAUAGUUGAUGAAGGAGUGAAAGAAAUUACAUCCAUGCUUAAGGAUUUUUAUGGAAAUGAUGGGAAAACAGCCUUUAUCUUUACCUCUGACCAUGGAAUGACAGACUGGGGUUUCCAUGGGGCUGGUCAUCCUUCAGAGACUUGUACUCCUUUUGUGACUUGGGGAGCUGGAAUCAAGUAUCCCCAAAAAGUGUCAGCUCAGAAAUUUGAUGAUACAUAUUUGGAAGAAUGGAAAUUGGAAAACUGGAAGAGGCAAGAUGUCAAUCAGGCUGACAUUGCACCAUUAAUGGCUUGUCUCAUUGGAGUUCCCUUUCCUCUUAAUUCAGUGGGAAUCCUUCCUGUGGAUAUAUUAAACAGCACUGAUCUCUUCAAGGCAGAGAGCAUGUUUACCAAUGCAGUACAGAUUCUUGAACAGUUUAAGGUGAAAAUGACUCAGAAAAAAGAAGCCACUUUACCAUUUUUAUUUACACCAUUUAAGUUGCUUUCUGAUUCUAAACAGAUGAACAUUUUAAGAAAAGCAAGGUCUUAUAUAAAACAGAAAAAGUAUGAUGAAGCAGUCUCCCUUUGCAAGGAGCUGAUUAAUCUUUCAUUGAAAGGAUUGUCCUAUUAUCACACUUACGACAGAUUCUUCUUGGCCUUCAACGUUGUUCUCGGUUUUGUGGGAUGGAUAUCUUACGCUUCUUUGUUGAUCAUCAAGUCUCACUGCAACCUUACCAGAAGUGUUGGUAAAGAAGUCAAGAAACCAAGCCAUCUCCUGCCAUGUUGUUUUGUAGCUAUUGGCAUUUUAGUAGCACUUUUCCUGCUGGUUCAAGCCUGUCCCUGGACUUACUACGUAUACUGCUUGUUGCCACUGCCCAUAUGGUGUGCGUUUCUAAGAGAAUUUCCAGUUCUUCAAGGCUUUGUCACAUUACUGUUGACCUUCCCUCCAAGUCGUUUUGUUGGAUACCUGUUACUCUUUAUCCUGGGAGUUGAAGUAUUGGUUCUCAGUUUUUUCUACCGCUAUAUGCUUACAGCUGGACUCAUCGUGUUUGCAGGGUGGCCAUUUAUCACCCCACUGUGGACUCGAGCAAAGAGCACCUCACUGAGUUGGAUUUUCUUCUGUUUGGUCCUGGCAGUGUUUCCACUGAUGCCUGUUGUAGGACGAAAGCCAGAUAUCUUUCUAGUAAUGGGUGCAGGCUUGCUGGUUCUUCUACUUUCCCUGUUUGUUGUAACAUCUGUCAUAAAAAGAAAAGAUAGUUUUGUAAAUGAAGAGCUGGUGUUACACCUAUUACAGAUGGUGAGCAUGGUGCUUUCCAUGUGCGUUGUGUAUGGCACCCAUAAGAGUCUCCUCAAGAAACAAGGACUGCCUCUGCUUAAUCAGAUUGCUAGCUGGAUGAUAUUAGCCUCUUCCUUCGUCAUGCCUCUGCUGAGUCCUCUGAUUCUCUUUGAUCGAUUGUUCAGCAUUCUUCUUUCCUCGAUGUCAACCUACCUACUUCUAAGCACAGGGUAUGAAGCUCUGUUUCCAUUAGUAUUGUCAUGUUUGAUGUUUGUCUGGAUACACAUGGAACAAGAAACCCUGCAGCAAUCUGGUAUUUCCUGUAAACAGAAGGUCUCCAGUAUCCAGUUUGCUUAUAAUACCGAUAUAACCCAGCUUCGAGACCUCUAUCUGGAUGACCUCCGUAGGGCCUUUUUCCUUGUUUUCUUCUUAGUGACAGCCUUUUUUGGAACUGGGAAUAUAGCUUCUGUUAACAGCUUUGACCUCGCCUCUGUCUAUUGCUUUCUGACUGUGUUUAGUCCUUACAUGAUGGGAGCUCUGAUGAUGUGGAAGAUUUUAAUCCCCUUUGUUCUUGUGAUGUGUGCUUUUGAAGCUGUUCAGUUAACUACUCAGUUAUCAUCAAAAAGUCUUUUUCUCAUGGUUGUCAUCACAUCAGACAUUAUGGCUUUGCAUUUUUUCUUCUUGGUCAAAGAUUAUGGCAGCUGGCUUGAUAUUGGAACAAGCAUCAGCCACUUUGUGAUCGUCAUCUCCAUGACCAUCUUUCUGGUGUUUCUCAAUGGCCUGGCACAGCUGCUCACGACAAAGAAACUCAGACUCUGUGGCAGACCCAAAAGCCACCUCAUAUGAUGUUGACAAAGCCACCAUUCAGCAUCCAGAUCCUGUUUCUCAUUCCCCUUUUAAACUAAAAUCUUACCAGGGAUUCACUAAGAAGAUGGAUAUUGAUGUAUAACAUAUUCUGCUCACAUAAAGGAAAGUAUGGGGAAUUCUGAAUUUACAGGUUAUCUGGAAUAAAGGAGCUUCCACUUUC
Molecule: messenger RNA, 3309 nt
Organism: Camelus dromedarius (Arabian camel)
Lineage: Eukaryota; Metazoa; Chordata; Mammalia; Artiodactyla; Camelidae
Gene: PIGN
Product: phosphatidylinositol glycan anchor biosynthesis class N
Exons: 30
Coding region: 333-3128 (931 amino acids)
Biological process (GO): GPI anchor biosynthetic process
Cellular component (GO): endoplasmic reticulum membrane
Molecular function (GO): mannose-ethanolamine phosphotransferase activity
Source: RefSeq, a predicted model, not a curated record